ACUGGAAAGAGACGAGGGCGUGUCGGCGUAGCGACGCGUUCGGUGGACGUUGAGCGCGCGGGAGGUGCAACCUGUACAGCGCGGCACCUGAAACAGCGACCGUCAUACUCAGGCUAUCGUACUACAUCUGUUACACGGGAUAAAAGUGUUUCUGCUGCGGGCAUGGCGCACGUAUUAGCGCUCGCCUUGCAGCAGCGCAGCAGGCAGUCGCAGUGUGUGCGACCCUCGCCCGUUCCGCGCGCCGCCUCCUCCUGCGUGGUGACGGGCGCGCGCUGCAGCCCUAAGACGCCGCUGAUGUUCCUGGCCGCGAUCACCGCAACCUCCGAGUUGGGCCUCAAAGUGCUUUUUCUGAGUCCGAGUCCGGUUCCGAGUCUCCCGGGCCCGGUGCAGGAGGCUCUGGCCAAGCUGAGCCCCGAAGCGCUUAAGAAAAUGCAGUUCAGGUACCCCGGGUCACUGGAGGAGCUCCUGCACGAGGUCGCCUCUUUGCACGAAUCGCCAUCCCGAGGCGCAUCCCCUCCAUCCUUGGUCAUCCUAGACAGGAUGGAGCAUUACCUUAGACCUGGGAGAGAUGGCGUGUUGCAGCAGGACAGAGCGGCUGCUGCACAUAUUUCUGCUCUGCUGCUUGACACCGCAGCCUUCUUGACACAAAAGCUGGAGGAAAGAGGAGAAGCUGCUCUUUCCUGUCAGGUUAUCGUCGCUUUUGAUCCGGAGUGGGAAGGACGGACUUCUGGAGACCUAACAACUGCCGACCCUAUUUUAACCAUCGUUGAUCGUUACUUCCCCUUGCGGUGUACCUUAUCCCAGGAUGAGCGUUGUGCCCCGCUGCAGGCUGCUGCUAAGACAGAGGAGGUGUGGCAGAUUUGCUUUUCUAGACUGGGGGUCACUACGCCCUGUUCUACAAACACCGAAGAUUCGGGUCUUGGACAGCUCUGGAGGUUGGUCGUGUGCCAGGAUGGCGCGAUGAAUUUCUCUGUUGUCAGCUCCUAGACUUCGUUGAGAGAGUUCCUUGUUUCGGGUUUAAUCAUCCGAAAUACGUGCUUAAUUUCUUUAAAUAUAUUUGUCAAAAGUUAAAUUUGUUUUAUUUCAACACCUAUGAAUAGAAACCUAAUAAAAUGAAAGGCUCUCAGAAGUUUACAUUUAACUGAUGCUUUUUUCUCCAAAGCAACUAACAAUGUUAAUCU
Scleropages formosus (Asian bonytongue) is the source of this 1181-nucleotide messenger RNA. It is a transcript of the gene swsap1, whose product is annotated as SWIM-type zinc finger 7 associated protein 1. Bases 163 to 987 code for a protein of 274 amino acids. Gene Ontology annotation, molecular function: single-stranded DNA binding. Gene Ontology annotation, biological process: double-strand break repair via homologous recombination. The record is from RefSeq and is a predicted model, not a curated record. Lineage: Eukaryota; Metazoa; Chordata; Actinopteri; Osteoglossiformes; Osteoglossidae. The transcript is spliced from 2 exons. Gene Ontology annotation, cellular component: Shu complex.